AUGCAAUCACAACUACCAGCAGCCGUACCAGUGCGGUACGGCCUCUACUACGCCGAAGGUACCGGCUACUUCCACGUCCGCGAGUUGGGCAAAGGCAUCCAAGGGACCGCAGUCCUAGUCCGAUGCGCUGUCACAGGUGAGCUCUUCGUACGAAAGAAACGCCAACUCGAGUACAACGCUGCGCAAAUGAAUGAGCUGGUGAUCGCCGACUCGAUCUGCCACCCGAACGUGAUCAAAUGCGUGUGGUCAAAGCAGUACAGACAUCCGGACACCGGUGCCACCUCCAGCGUGACCUACUGGGCGUUUGCUAACCACAGCGACAUCAAGCACCUAAUUACAGAGUUCAUCGAGGCAGGACAUCGUGUCCCGGAAGCGAUCAUAUGGAAGUUCCUGGCUCAGGUCUACCCAGCGAUGCAUCAGAUGCACCUUCAAGGCUACGCACAUCGGGACUCGCACAUUGGUAACAUCUUCGUGGACUGGCCGGAAAGCGCAUUCCUGCCAGACUUCUAUAUCGGCGAUUUCGGCCAUGCGCACGCAUUCGAGCAAGGUGUCGUGGACAGUUCAUACGGUAAGCUCGAUGAUCACCCCCAAGCAGGUAGGGCGCCUGUGAACGCAGGCAUUCCGCAUGUGGGGUGGAUGGAUGGCUUCAACCCAACCGGCAUGGGCAAGUUCCUGAUGUCGCAGACGACACCAGCAUUCUUGACUAACAUUGCGCAUGACUUUGAGUUGCUUGCGCACACACUGGCGUGCUUGUUGAGAUGGGAGCCUGGGAUGGAUCCUGACGACGAUUCCGACUCUUCAUCAUCAUCCCAGACCAUCGAGGAGCUACCCACACCCCUUUCCCCAACCCCUGAAGAGUUCUACUCACCCAUCCUACAGAAGACCCUCGAGUACCUAGAAGUCCUUCCGAGAUAUCUCCUUUCCGACGACAUCCGUACGCUCCCGCGCUAUGUUGCCCUCUACCGCUCGAUAUUCGAGCACUGCAUCCAUCGACCCGCAGUCCACUACUGGCAUUCCGGUAUCCAGCCCGACUCUACAUGGAGCGCUAUGCACGCUGUGCAGCCGAGCUCGUUUCCUCUGUUCAACGGCGUAGCUAUGCCUACUGCAGCUGCCGGGCAUGAAGCAUCGAAGGACGCCAUCAUGACGUUCCCAACGGUGCAAGCACUGGAAGCCGCCGGCGGCGUCCCCGGACCGUGGCAGGUCGGCGUGAUCGACGCCCGAACAGGCCAGCUGCUCUACUCAGAUGGCAAUGUGCGGGAUAUGUGGGAGUGGACUGUGAGGACGAGGGAGGAGAUUGAGGAGGAUGAGGCUAUCCAAAGGGCGCUGGAUGAGGAGGAGGAUGAGGCGUACCAGCGGGCUUUGGCGGAGGAGCUUGGGGAUGAUGUGGAGGGCUACGAUGCGGUGGAUGAGGAGGAGGAUGUGCUGGAACUGGCUGGGGAGGUGGAGUUGUUGGCUGAUGAGGCGAGGUGGCCGGAGAGGUAUGCGGAGUCGAGGAUCAGUUUCUAG
Messenger RNA from Cyphellophora attinorum, 1506 nucleotides. RefSeq lists its product as uncharacterized. The transcript has a single exon. Gene Ontology annotation, biological process: protein phosphorylation. Gene Ontology annotation, molecular function: ATP binding; protein kinase activity. Lineage: Eukaryota; Fungi; Ascomycota; Eurotiomycetes; Chaetothyriales; Cyphellophoraceae. The record is from RefSeq and is a predicted model, not a curated record. The coding region runs from base 1 to 1506 and encodes 501 amino acids.